AUGGAGCUAGAUGCUGCAGGGAAACAAAGAAAUCUUCAACUCAAUGGGUUAGAAGAAAUCCGCAAUGAUGCAUAUGAAAGUUUUCACAUUUACAAGGAUAAAACUAAAGCUUUUCAUGACAAGAUGAUUUCUCAGAAAAGUUUUCUUAUAGGGCAGAAAGUUCUCUUAUUUCAUUCUCGUCUUAAGUUUUUAUCCGUGGAGCUUUCUAGUCCCAAAACAGGGAAGAUUUUCAAGGUGAACGGCCAUCGAGUGAAACCAUAUUAUGAGCAAUUUGUGACGGAGAAUCAAGAGAUCAUAGAAUUAAGUGAUCCACUCCCUCUGGAGGAGUAA
Papaver somniferum (opium poppy) is the source of this 330-nucleotide messenger RNA. RefSeq lists its product as uncharacterized. NCBI's taxonomy places the organism in Eukaryota, Viridiplantae, Streptophyta, Magnoliopsida, Ranunculales, Papaveraceae. The transcript is spliced from 2 exons. The record is from RefSeq and is a predicted model, not a curated record. Bases 1 to 330 code for a protein of 109 amino acids.